UCUGACAGUAGGUGCCGACUAGCUGAGGGAGACACACACUUGCAUCAUGACGUUUUCCUCGAUCCUGCCACUGUUUCUACUGGCUACCACGAUAACAGCCUCGCCUAUAACCACUGGAGAAGAUGUGCUUACCACGAACUCUACUGCUAGUGACGACUUGUUAAUAAUAACGGAAAACUUCUUCCUCGAAACCAACGUCAAAUAUACUGGUCAGCAUGCUAUCGUCAACAUUAUCGUACCUCUCAACAAAAUUAACUUCGAAGACGAUGACGAAGAGAGAUAUAACAACGAUAUUACAAUAUUUUUCGUUGAGGCCGAUGUAAAUGAUAAAGGCGAAAGAAAAGAUCAGGGAUUAUACGUUCUCAAAAACGGUAAAGCCACUAAAAUACUAGAUAAUGGAAGGGACGCUACAGCUUUAAAUGAUGAUAGCACAAAGGUAUAUUUUGGUGCGUCUGACGGUAUUUAUGUCUAUGACGAUGCAAAUGGAAAAACUAAUAAGUACGGAACUCUCACGGAUAAUAUAAUCCAAGUGGAAGCUGAUAAUAAAACAGGCGUCAUAUAUUUUCUAACAAACGACCAUGAAGUAUUCUCCGUCGCUGACGAAGGAAAAAAGAAAAAUAAAGUAAACAUUAAAGAUGUUAGAGAAAUCGCCAUUGAUUAUAAUAGUAAUUUGUACUAUUAUGAUAGCAAGAAAGACUUAUACCUAUGUAAUCUAAAUCAUGGUGGUGUCCAGAAAAUUGAAGGUAUACCAAGUAGAAACAGUAUCAAACUGAUACGACCAAUGUUUGCUCAAGAAGAUGGUGUAUUUGCUAUUAUAGAUGAUGUUAUAUAUUUGCUGAACGCUGAUAGGACUGCAGAGAAAAGUAAAGGAACAUUGAAUGUGAAACCAUCCGCAUAUGCCCCUGAAGCUACGUUAAUACAUUAUUACGCACUUGACAAAAAAAUAUACGAAUUCAAUGUGCUAGCAAUUAUUAGUCCCGAACUUGAAGAGUUGAAAGACUUUUUGAAUGACAAGAAAAAUGAAAUACAAAAUAUUGCUACGAAGUCAAGAAGUUCUUUUGGAGCGUAAAAUAAAGUUUAUAUUUGAUUAAAA
Messenger RNA from Cydia amplana, 1093 nucleotides. RefSeq lists its product as uncharacterized. NCBI's taxonomy places the organism in Eukaryota, Metazoa, Arthropoda, Insecta, Lepidoptera, Tortricidae. Gene Ontology annotation, molecular function: protein binding. The transcript is spliced from 2 exons. The coding region runs from base 47 to 1069 and encodes 340 amino acids. The record is from RefSeq and is a predicted model, not a curated record.